GCCAGAGCGAUGAGGGAGAGCGCUACAUUGGUCGUCAAACAGGUGUUGGCCCGGACCAGCAGUGGGGGCUUCUGUGGGAACGAUGGCUUCAUGUACAUGACCCUGUCCAGCCUUCCUUUUGGAGGAGUGGGAUCGAGUGGGAUGGGCAGGUACCACGGCAAGUUCUCCUUUGACACCUUCUCCAACCAGCGAGCCUGUCUGCUAAGCUGCCCUGGGAUGGAGAAGAUUAAUGGCCUCCGUUACCCGCCCUAUAGUCCCCGUAGGCAGCAGCUGCUAAGAUGGGCUAUUGGCUCCCAGAGCUGCACCCUUCUGUAAACACCACACCUACUCCUCUCUCCUGCUGCCCUGCCCUGCUAACCUACUUAAGCUUUCACCUGCUUCCAAGCCCCAGUGAUUCCUGAAAGGAAGGUGUUUGGUCCAGCCUGUGAACACCCCACUUCUGGAACUUUUUCUGAACUACCUGCAGCCAGGCAGGACAUGUAGGUGACUGGUCCAGCCCCUUCUCAUAGCAUAGCAUCCUCAGCAGCCUUCUGACCUGCUUAGACAGAGAAGCCCCCUCACAAAGUCUGGGCAGAUCUGAUGACUAAGGGGGGGCAGAUCUGAUCCCAAAAGACAGAGCAGUUGCUCACAACUCCAUCCACACCUGGAGGGUGGCUUUGUCCCACCUGAAGUGACAUGAUCAUGACCCCAGAUCAGAUUAUUUGGUGGAAUCUGUGUGUCUGAAGUGUGUUCAUUAGUUGCUUUCCUGUGACUGCUAUUAAGUGUCCUGAUGCGGGCAAGUUCAAGAGG
This is a messenger RNA of Mus pahari (shrew mouse), 789 nucleotides long. Its product is annotated as aldehyde dehydrogenase family 3 member B3-like. NCBI's taxonomy places the organism in Eukaryota, Metazoa, Chordata, Mammalia, Rodentia, Muridae. The coding region runs from base 10 to 315 and encodes 101 amino acids. Gene Ontology annotation, biological process: aldehyde metabolic process. Gene Ontology annotation, cellular component: cytoplasm. Gene Ontology annotation, molecular function: aldehyde dehydrogenase (NAD+) activity. The transcript has 3 exons. The record is from RefSeq and is a predicted model, not a curated record.